AUCAAGUCUCCCCUGUUCCCACCAAAACAAAAGAUUCAAACUUUUCCCGGCUAAAACCCUCAAACUAUGAGCAGCGACGGCGUGGCCGGCGGCGGGGAAGAUGAGAGGAAGUACAAAGGAGUCCGGCGCCGGAAAUGGGGGAAAUGGGUGUCGGAGAUUCGGGUCCCGGGGACCCAGGAACGGCUCUGGCUCGGAUCCUACUCUUCCCCUGAAGCUGCAGCGGUGGCGCACGACAUUGCUUCAUACUGCCUCAGAGGGUGUUCGUCGCAGAAGGGAUUCAAUUUCCCGCUGACGUCACUUCCGGCGAGCGUCCGGCCGGACAUGUCGCCGAAGUCCGUGCAGAUGGCGGCUUCAGAUGCAGGGAUGGCCGUGGAUGCGCGGAUGAUACUGCGGAAUUCGUCAUCCCCGCCGAGGCCCGCCCCGGAGACGUCGUCAGAGAUGUCCUGGGGCGGCCGUGGCGGGAGUUGGGAAGGGGACGGAAUGGGAGCCGGAAGUUCGGCCGGAGGCGAUGGACUGAAUUUAUCGGUAGAAGACUAUUUCUGAGAAAGUAAGUGGUAGCUCUCCGAUCAGAAAUUGGGAGGCGCCAAAGGAGAAAGGGAUUAGAAAUUAUACAUUAAUUAUUGGUGUAUUUUGCGGCAAAUUGCCAAAUAAUUUUCUCCGGCCGGAAAAAAAACUUGCCGGCUAUUUGGCUAAUGUUCGAGUCGCCGACUUGCCGGCUCUAAUUAAAGAGACGGACGUGGAUGGUAAUUAUUAAUUCAGAUGCUAUAGUGGAUUUUCUAUUGCACGUUUAUCCAUUCAUCACCACGUGUUGGACCGUGCUUGCAAUGGUUCCUUCCAGAUCCUACCAAAUUCGUGAUAACUUCGACUUAAUAGCGAAAAAUAUUUUAGGACUAAAAAAGGAUCGUCAUU
Messenger RNA from Linum trigynum, 909 nucleotides. The record is from the annotation of a GenBank genome assembly. Lineage: Eukaryota; Viridiplantae; Streptophyta; Magnoliopsida; Malpighiales; Linaceae.